This is a messenger RNA of Syzygium oleosum, 1576 nucleotides long. Its product is annotated as spermidine synthase 1-like. Gene Ontology annotation, molecular function: spermidine synthase activity. Gene Ontology annotation, biological process: spermidine biosynthetic process. The transcript has 9 exons. The record is from RefSeq and is a predicted model, not a curated record. Lineage: Eukaryota; Viridiplantae; Streptophyta; Magnoliopsida; Myrtales; Myrtaceae. The coding region runs from base 306 to 1322 and encodes 338 amino acids. Gene Ontology annotation, cellular component: cytosol.
UUGAUCUUUCUGUAGUGCAUGUGUCGAUUUUCGCGGAGCUUCUGAGAGAGUCCAGGAGAAGAUUUCAUCAUUGCGCCCAUUGACAGAAACAAACUGUAUCGUUGGAAUCAUUUCUUCCCAAGAAUGCACCAGAAGAGAUAUGAUCCGUCGUCUCUUUCACGAGCCACGAGAAAAGGAAGCACCUGAGAUCGAUAGAGAUAUAUAGAUGCCAUGCAAGCGGUAGAGAAGCUGCAACCUCGUGGAAAGAAGGAAGCGGUGUCUGUCGAUAGAGCUAUCGUCUAGGGACUUUCUUGAUCUUUAGCAACAUGGCCGAAGGAGAGAAGGAUAAGCGCAGCGGCAAAGAAAAGGUUCGCGAAAAUGGGGUUUGCACCGAUGCACCCGCAAACCCCGUUGUGGAAGAUGACGUAGAACAUGAUGACCACUGCGACGAUCUGAAAAAUCCCCAGCUUCCGGGAUGGUUUGCUGAGUACAGUCCCUUGUGGCCAGGACAAGCACACUUCCUGAAGAUCGAGAGGGUGUUAUUUGAAGGGAAGUCUCAAUACCAACACAUGAUGGUACUUGAGUCAACAGCAUAUGGGAAGGUUUUUGUCCUUGAUGGUGCACUUCAGCUAACUGAGAAGGACGAGUGUGCAUACCAAGAAAUGAUUACUCACCUCCCUCUUUGCUCCAUCCCUAACCCUCGAAAGGUAUUGCUCAUUGGUGGAGGAGAUGGAGGUAUUCUAAGGGAGAUCUCCCGUCACUCUUCAGUCAUACACAUAGAUAUAUGUGAAAUGGAUAUGAUGCUUAUCGAUGUGUAUCGAGAAUUCUUCCCGGAGGUCGCAGUCGGAUAUGAUGACCCACGCGUAGGGCUUCAUGUAAUGGAUGGAAGAGAAUUCUUGAGGUCGGCAGGGGUGGGUACAUACGACGUGAUCAUAGUAGACGCAUUCGACCCAAUAAGGCCAGAACAUGAGAUUUUCGGGAGUCCGUUCUUCGAAAUGGUGGUGAAAGCAUUGAGGGAUGGAGGAGUGAUGUGCAUUCAAGCAGAAAGCCUGUGGUUUCCCUCUCUCAACCUCCCACAACUCAUCCACACUUUCCGGAAUAUAUUCAAAGGAUCCGUCAACUAUGCCUGGACACCGGUUCCUGCAUACCCUAGCGGGGUGAUUGGUUUCUUGCUGUGCUCGACGGAGGGACCCCAUGUGGACUUCACCCGACCUGUGAAUCCAUUAGACCAUCAAGAUGCCACAAACUCCUUUGGUGUAGCUAAACAGCCGCCCAAGUUUUACAACGCAGAGAUACACUCAGCUUCGUUCUGUUUGCCAUCAUUCGCGAGGGAUCGUCUUUGACUCCAGAUCGCUUCAAUGGAACACCGGAAGGCUCUAGUCACACCAGACGAACCAAGAUACGAUUGUUUGCCAUAGUCCAAGCAUCAGUCCGACAAAAAUGUCCCUUUAUCUUCUCAGACAUGAUCAUGUUGUUGUUUCAAGUGGGCUUGUAUCAUUGGAAAAGCCAAGACUAGAAUGUUUUUGCGUGUGUGGGGUUUGUUAGGGGAGCUAUUGUCGUUGGAUUACUUCCACAGAAAGACAUAAUCAUUCAUUCA